UCCGUCUCUACACAGAGGAAGCUGCCGGCCGAUCCGACUGCUCCAAACAUGGCUCUCGCUAGUGUGUUAAGAAGUGAUUGUGCGGAUUUUUCUCACGAUUAUCGCCAGCCUUUCGCUCUCAGUUGUGGAAGCGAACAAGGCGGUGUUGAAUAUGAAGCCUCCCCGGGAGACAGCCUCAGUUUUUCGGUCAGAAACCCCGAGCUCGGACCAGACGAGGACGGCGUUGAGAGGAAGAUAGAGUUCCUGCACGGGACGACCACGCUAGCCUUCAAAUUCCAGCAUGGAGUUAUUGUUGCGGUGGACUCUCGAGCCACGGCGGGCGCCUACAUCGCCUCGCAGACGGUGAAGAAGGUGAUCGAGAUCAACCCGUACCUGCUGGGCACCAUGGCCGGAGGAGCCGCCGACUGCAGCUUCUGGGAACGUCUCCUUGCCCGCCAGUGCCGCAUCUAUGAGCUCCGCAACAAGGAGCGCAUCUCGGUGGCCGCAGCCUCCAAGCUGCUCGCCAACAUGGUGUACCAGUACAAGGGCAUGGGACUCAGCAUGGGAACCAUGGUGUGCGGCUGGGACAAGAGAGGUCCAGGGUUGUACUACGUCGACUCGGAGGGGAACCGUGUGUGCGGCGACCUGUUCGCCGUGGGCUCCGGCUCCAUGUACGCCUACGGCGUGAUGGACAGCGGGCUGCAGCACGACCUGACCGUGGAGGAGGCCUGCGAGCUGGGCCGCCGCGCCAUCUACCAGGCCACGUACCGCGACGCGUACAGCGGAGGGCAGGUCAACCUGUACCACGUGCACGGCGAGGGCUGGACCAGGGUCUCCCAGGAAGACGUGCUCAUGCUGCACCAGCAGUACCGAGAGCAGGAAUAGUCUCGAGUGGGAACGAAGGAGCAGGGUUGUUUUUUUGUUAGUUUUUUUUCUUAAUAUCCAGUAUGAUGUUCUGAAACGUCAUUACGGUUGACACAAAAUAAAAAGGACUCGCCUGCAUAUUGACUGCCAGUUGCAUCACUUCUGUUACUUGUUACUAGCUUGAAGCUUUAUAUUGUAGAUUUUGAACAAUAGCAGCAAGCUCCACUCACCUUGCACAGAGUAUGGUUUGAGGGGCGAGAGAAGAGGGGGGCGAUGACUCGAACGUGCUUUAAUACUGUGUGGGAGAUGUGGUGGUGCUUGCCCUACAUACAUUUCAUUCAGAUCAUACCCCUGGAAACUACAACCAAUCCCUCAAUAAAACCUUUUGAUCUUU
Messenger RNA from Cololabis saira (Pacific saury), 1237 nucleotides. It is a transcript of the gene psmb5, whose product is annotated as proteasome 20S subunit beta 5. Lineage: Eukaryota; Metazoa; Chordata; Actinopteri; Beloniformes; Belonidae. Gene Ontology annotation, cellular component: proteasome core complex. Gene Ontology annotation, molecular function: threonine-type endopeptidase activity. The transcript has 3 exons. The coding region runs from base 49 to 864 and encodes 271 amino acids. The record is from RefSeq and is a predicted model, not a curated record.